AUGCUGUUGCUAAGAGCCGCUCACCUGCAGCGCUCCCCCGGGGCCCCGCCGCCUGGCUUCGCGGGGGAGGCUACAGGCGACUCUGGUUUAGAUGCUGCUGCAGCCGUGCAGAGUGAGGAAGCCAGUGAGAAGCUGGGCUGGAACCAUGCAGCGGUGGGCAGGGCAGGUGCACCUGCUCACAGCAAGGGUCACAACCACCUGUGGGACCGUCGCCGCUCGGGCCAGCGCCCGCGUGAGGCAAGCGGCCAGAGGCAGAUGAUGCCUGAUUUAGAUAUCGGCUCACCGUGGAUCCUGGACCCGAUGGGAGAUGCUUACUACUACUGGCUCAUCAUCUCCAGUCUCCCCGUGGCCUACAACUGGAUCAUGCUGGUCGCCAGGUGUAGCUUCACUGAACUGCAUUGCAGGUACCUGACCAUCUGGCUGGUUCUGGACUACCUGUCCGACUUCAUGUACCUGCUCAAUAUGGCCGUCAGGCUCAACACAGCUGUCUCCACUACAGGCCACCUGGAGCAGGGCGUGUUGGUGACGGCCCGCCGGCCCAUCGGCCGCCGCUACCUGCGCUCCGCCACCUUCGCGCUGGAGCUGUGCUCGCUGGUGCCGGCCGAGGUGCUGGGUCUAGCCCCGGGCUUGGGCCUAGUCCCAGGCCUGGGCCCUGUCGUGUGCGCGCCCCCGCCCGCCCUGCGCCUCAACCGGCUGCUGCAGCUGUCGCGGGCGCGCGAGCUGCGGGAGCGCGCGGAGACCCGGUCGGCGCACCCCCCGCUGGUGCGCGUGUCCGCGGCCAUGGGCCUACUGCUGCUGGCCAUCCACUGGAACGCGUGCGCCUACUUUGCGCUGUCGUCGCGCCUGGGCCUGGGCAGCGACGCCUGGGUGGCGCCGGCCGCCGGGGCCACGGGACUGGGCCUGACCCGCCAGUACCUCCACAGCGUGCACUUCUCCACGCUCGUGCUCGCCACCAUCGGGAACACGCCGGCGGCCACGCGCCCGGAGGAGUACCUGUUCGUGGUGGGCGACCUGCUGGCCGCGCUGCUGCUGAUCGCCGUGGUGGUGGGCAGCGUGGAGUCGGCGGUGCGCCAGGCGGCCAAGACCCGGCUUGGGGCCUACCCGGACGCCCGCGGCCUGAGGCGGUUGCUGGGCGACGCGCGGGCCCCCGCCAGCCUGCGGGAACGCGCGGCGCGCUGGUGCCGACACGUCAGCGCGUACGGUCGCGCCGUAGACGAGGAGCGCGUGCUGCUCCUGCUGCCCGAGCGGCUGCGCGCGCUCCUGGCCGCCCACGUGCGCGCCCCCGCGCUGGCCCGCGUGCGGCUGUUCGGCGGGAGCGGGGCGAGCACGAGCGCGGGCGCGGGCACGAGCGGCGGCGGCGGCCUACUGGAGCGCCUGGCGCCUCGCCUCAGGCCUCAGGCCCUGGCGCCUGGGGACACGGUGUGCCGCCGCGGGGACGUGGGCCGGCACAUGUACCUGGUCCGCGACGGCUGCCUCGCCGUGAUCGGGCCCGACGGACUCCCCAUCGCCACCCUGCACGCAGGCAGCUACUUCGGGGAGAUCAGCGUCCUGCACAUCCCAGGCAACAAGUCGGGGAACCGGAGGACAGCGACUAUCCAGAGUGUCGGCUACUCGGACCUGCUGGUGCUGAGCAAGGAGGACCUGGCUGAGGUGCUGCAGGAGUUCCCCGAGGCUCGGCAGGACCUGGAGGAGAAGGGCCGGGAGAUGCUGAGGAAGAUGGGGAUGCUGGAGGAGGGGGAGGCCUUCCCGGUGGAGGUGGACAGGGAGGGCCUGCUGAAGAAGGCCGAGCGGUUGGACAAGGCCCUGGAUUCGCUGCGCACCUCGCUGGCUCGCCUGAUAGGCGAGAGACAGUCCGCCUUGCACAAAAUGAAGCUGCGUCUCCGCCGGCUGGAGCGCUGGCUGGACACCCACAAGGAGGCCGGCCCAGUGGCACCGGGCCAGGGCCAGGGACAGGCCAAGGCCUUGGUCCAUGGGCAGCCUCAGGACCAGGCCCAGGAACCAGAACCAGAACAAGCCCAGGCUUCAGUCCACGGGCAGACACAGGCCCCAGCCAAGAAACGAACAUGGAACCAGCUGAAGGCCCUGGUCUUGGGCCACAGAGAGAUCCAGACCCAGGCCCUAGUGGAGGAUCCAGGGCAGCCCUGAGCCCAGGCCCAGCCCCGGCCAUGACCACAGGGAGCUCCACUUCUAUGCCGAGACCCAGGUUCCUCACCCGUGCCCCAGGCUGAGACACAGGACCAAGCCCGGCAGCAGGCCCAGGGCAGGGUGCGAGCAGUCACAGGAGCAGAGUCAGGCCUACUUCCUUCAAGCAUUCUCCCCAACCCCAGGAUCACAGACUGUGUGAGCCUCUCUGUUGGAUAGAACCUGGGGUUCACUGGCUGGGCCCAGGUUUAGGGUGACCAGGGCUCGACAUGUCCGGCUCACCGAGCUGCCAGAGUGUGCAGGUCAAGAGUGUUUUGGUGUUAUAUGCCUCAGAUAGAGCAAUGAUAUUCUUACUGGUAGCAACACAACAGAUGUGUAAAUUUAGUAUACUGUAA
Molecule: messenger RNA, 2537 nt
Organism: Amblyraja radiata (thorny skate)
Lineage: Eukaryota; Metazoa; Chordata; Chondrichthyes; Rajiformes; Rajidae
Product: cyclic nucleotide-gated cation channel alpha-4
Exons: 6
Coding region: 1-2145 (714 amino acids)
Biological process (GO): monoatomic cation transmembrane transport
Cellular component (GO): plasma membrane; intracellular cyclic nucleotide activated cation channel complex
Molecular function (GO): protein-containing complex binding; cGMP binding; intracellularly cGMP-activated cation channel activity
Source: RefSeq, a predicted model, not a curated record